This is a messenger RNA of Microthlaspi erraticum, 246 nucleotides long. NCBI's taxonomy places the organism in Eukaryota, Viridiplantae, Streptophyta, Magnoliopsida, Brassicales, Brassicaceae. The record is from the annotation of a GenBank genome assembly.
AUGGCGAAGAUGUUUAGAGAAAGAGAACCACAGAUCAUUGACGAAUCAUCACUGAAGUUUGUCUCUGUUCUUGGCAGAGGAGGUUACGGCUCUGUAACUCUCAUGAGAGAUUCCAACCUCCGCUUGUUCGCAGAGAAGUCUUCUUCGUUCGAUGACUUGAGGAGUCUCGAGAAAGAACAUAGAAUCAUGCAACGUUUCGUGAUCAUCCACGCAUCGUCCAAACCAGGAGCCCUAAUCUUCACAUAG